This is a messenger RNA of Cyprinodon tularosa, 6610 nucleotides long. It is a transcript of the gene piezo1, whose product is annotated as piezo-type mechanosensitive ion channel component 1. The record is from RefSeq and is a predicted model, not a curated record. NCBI's taxonomy places the organism in Eukaryota, Metazoa, Chordata, Actinopteri, Cyprinodontiformes, Cyprinodontidae. Bases 404 to 6610 code for a protein of 2068 amino acids. The transcript is spliced from 44 exons.
CCACAGGCUUGGCUAAACAGGGAGGUGACCAGAGAAUAGCUCCUCUAUGAACGCCCCUCAGACUCGCUGCUCCAGUGAAUCACAUUUUCCACUUUGAGCAGAGUUCCUUCAGCGCGCGCCUGCCGACACGAGCCGCGCGCUCUAAACUUUCCUUCCUCCUCAGAGGCGCAGAGAGGGCAGCGGAUGCGCCGUUGGCACAUGGUCUGCGGCUGAAAACGCCCCGAAAACAAAAGCUCCAUCCCGGCGCGCGGAGGAGCGAACAUUUGGAGACAUGUUGGGAGUGUUUCUGUCUGCUGGCUGGACGCGAACGAGGAGCUGCUCUGGUAAACUGAUCCGCCUUUAGAUGGAGCCCAGAGGACGGGCUGGCUGCUGACUGUCAGCGCACACAGACAGACAGACUGACAUGGAUCUCCAGGUGAUCGUCUGGCUGGUCUACUGCUUCCUGCUGCCGGCCGUCCUCCUAACAGCUUGUCUUUUUCGCUUCAACUUGCUGUCACUGGUUUACUUCCUCUAUCUCCUGCUGUUGCCAUGGUUCCUCGGCCCAAACAAAUACACAGUCAGAGGUCACACUGGUCGGUUCAUUAAAACAGUUUUCUGCACCAGUCUGCUCUUCGUUCUGGCUCAUAUCUGCUUCCAGACGGUUUUGUAUACCUACGCUCCCCUCGACGCUGCAAUAGGUUAUAACUGUUCACGAUGGGAGGCCAUCACCAGACACAUUGGUCUGUCCAGGCUUCCAUUGGACGAUCCCUGGAAUGUGCUGCGUCUCCUGUGUCCAGAUGUAGGAGUCUGUGUGGUGUCACUCGUUACGAUUGUCCUCUGCCGCAGACUGGUCAGGAACAGAGAGAUGGUGGCAGCAGCCAAUAUAACAUCACUUGAAGAAGAUUCUGCAGACACUACAACAGAGAAUGAGGAGGAGUUAUCGGAUGAUGAAGAGGAGGAGAGGUCCUCCAACGGUUCCCCUGAUGAGGUUUCCACGGCAACCAGAGCCAAGCUGCUGGCAGAGGGCCUGAAAGUCAAAGUGCUGAAAGUUCUUCGGGACCUGGGAAGAGUGAUGGUGGUCCUUCUGCUGGGCGUGGCCGGCAUCACGCUGCCCUCUGCCUUCUCAACACUCUACUUCCUCCUCUUCAUCGGCGUGUGCACCUGGUGGGCGUGCCACCUACCCAUCAGCCACCUGGGAUUUAAUGCACUGUGUGUGAUGGUGGGCUUCUACACCGCGGGUCACAUGGUGUGCCUUUACCUGUACCAGAGUCCGCUGGGUCAGGCCGCCUUCCCCCCCCAGGAUCUGUGGGCCAGACUGUUUGGUCUGAAGGACAUCAUCAUCCCAGGAAACUGCUCCAUGCCCGAUGACCUCAUCCUCAAUCACAGUCAUGACUGGCCGGUUUACGUCAACCCAGGGAUCCUCCUGUUGCUCUACAUCACUGUAGCAGCUGUCAUCAAAUCAGGGCUGCAUGCUGCCUCCAACCAGCAGGAAAAAAGAAAAGUUUCAGACGCAGAAGAACUGCUGGAGUUAAAGUCAUGGAGGCAACCCAAAGACGACUGUGAGGAUGAAACCCAGGUCACGCUGGUAUCCAGAGAGUCAGAGGGUCCAGAGGAAACUGCGGCUGCAGAACAUCAGUCAGGUGCUCCUGAGGCGCCGAAGGGCCCACUGAACGAGAGCCCAUUUUUCCUGCUGGGGAGGGUGGUCAUGCAGCAGAGUUAUGUCUGUGCCCUCAUAGCCAUGAUGGUUUGGAGCAUCACAUACCACAGCUGGCUGACGUUUGUCCUGCUGCUGUGGGCGUGUCUCAUCUGGAUGCUGCGUUCCAGACGCCACGCAGCAACGCUGUGCUCUCCGUUCAUCCUGCUCUACGGCCUGGCUCUCUGCUGCCUGCAGUAUGUCUGGGCCAUUGACCUGGAACCCAUCCUGCCCACCAAGGUGGGGACCAUGAGCCUCAGACAGCUGGGACUGGACAGAGCGGAGUACCCCUGUCUGAGACUGGGAGCUAUGCUGUUGUUCACCCUGACCUUCUGGCUGUUGGUGCGUCAGUCCGUGAAGGAGAACUUCAGGAGAAAGAGCAAACGGUCGACACCACUACAGGAAGUCACCACCAAAGAACUGGGUGCGGGUGGAGAAUCGGUGCUGAAGGUUCUGGGAGGCAUGGUGAUGAGCUGCUACGCCAAAUACUGGAUCUAUGUUUGUGGGGGGAUGUUCAUCAUGGUCUCCUUUGCUGGGAAACUGGUCGCAUACAAGAUCGUCUACAUGUUGCUCUUCCUGCUCUGCCUCUGCCUCUACCAGGUCUACUACUCUCUUUGGAGGCAUCUGCUGAAGCUCUUCUGGUGGCUGGUUGUGGCCUACACCAUGCUGGUGCUCAUCUCCAUCUACACCUACCAGUUUGAGGAUUUCCCUAAAUACUGGAAAAACCUGACUGGUUUCACAGACGACCAGUUGGCGGCCAUCGGUCUGGAGACGUUUGCUCUGUCUGAGCUGUUCUCCAGCAUCCUCAUCCCAGGUUUCUUCCUGCUGGCCUGCAUCCUGCAGCUGCACUACUUCCACAAGCCCUUCAUGAGGAUCACCGACCUGGACCAGGUGACGCCCAUACACAGAAGGAGGAAGAACGGAAGACCUGAGGAGGCCAGCUCCCACGGUUUGACCAGGAACCCUGAGGAAGAAGAAGAACUGAUGCCUGAUCAGGAUGAGGAGUCUGAAGAUGAAGAGCUGGUGCCCACCAAAUGGGGUCUGGUGAUGGACAGGAUUCUGGUUCUGUCCAGGAAGUUCUCCGACAUCCUCUCUAAAGUCCAGGGCUUCCUCUGGAGGAUCCUGGAGCUCCACAUCCUGAAGAUGGUGGCUUUCUUCUCUGUGUGGGUUGCACUCCAAGAGCCGUCGGUGAUGAAUCUAGUCCUGGUUGUGCUGUGGUCCCUGGCGAUGCCCUUCGGCCGCUUCAGGCCCAUGGCCUCCUGCCUGUCCACAGUCUGGGUCUGCGUCAUUAUCGUGUGUAAGAUGCUGUACCAGCUGAGUGUGGUGGACCCCUCUGAAUACGCCCGCGUCUGCACCAUGCCUCCGACGAACGAAACCAACUUAUCGCCAGAGGAGAUGAUGAACUCCACCCUGUACCAGCCUAUAGAUCCAGCCAAGUGGUUCGGCAUCAGGAAAGACACGACCGCGCUGGGAUACAGCAAGAACCAUUUGAUGGUUCUGAUGUUGCUGGUCUUUGAGGCCACGGUGUAUCGUCACCAGAUCCACCACUACCGUCAGCUCCAGCGGACCCCCCCAACCAUACCGACUCUCUUCCCGUCUGCAAAGAGAGACACGCUGGACAAAGGCCUCGUCCCCUGCUUCAAGUACCUGCUCAACUACGCCUUUUACAAGUUCGGCUUGGAGAUUUGCUUCCUGAUGACGGUGAAUGUGAUUGGUCAGCGGAUGAACUUUUUGGUCAUAAUCCACGGCUGCUGGAUGGUGGCCCUGUUGGUGAGGCGGCGGCGAGCAGCUAUCGCCAAGAUCUGGCCCAAAUACUGCAUCUUCCUGUCCAUCUUCAUGAUCUACCAGUACCUGCUGUGUGUGGGCAUCCCUUCUGCUCUCUGCCAAGAUUACCCAUGGAGGUGGAAUAACCAGCUGUUGAUGAGCUCGGCGCUCAUUAAAUGGAUCUACCUGCCUGAUUUCUACACUGUGCCCAACUCCAGGAACCUGAUAGCGGACUUCCUGCUGCUGAUGUGUGCCUCCCAGCAGUGGAAGGUGUUUGAGUGUGAGAAGCAGGAGGAAUGGAUGGUCCAAGGAGGAGAGAACACCGAUGAGCCUGACCCAAUGGAGGGUCAGCUCUUUAACCCUGCUCCUAACUUCAUCAACUGCAGGAGUUAUCUGGACAUGGUGAAGGUCCUGGUGUUCCGGUACUUCUUCUGGUUCGUGCUGUCGGUGGUCUUCAUCACAGGGGCCACCAGGAUAUCCGUGUUUGGAUUGGGAUAUCUGAUCGCCUCCUUCUUUUUCCUGCUGUUUGGAACCAAGCUGCUGGUGCGGCCAUCCAGAGUCCGCCUAAUGCUGUGGGACUGUCUCAUCAUCUACAACGUGGCCGUCAUCAUAUCCAAGAACGCCUUAUCUAUCCUGGCCUGUGUGUUUGUGACGGAGAUGCAGGCCCGGUUCUGUUGGGUCAUUCAGCUCUUCAGCCUGGUUUGCACUGUUAAAGGAUAUUAUGAUGCUGAAGCGGUGAGCAGUGAGACGUGUAGCCUCCCGGUGGAGGAAGCAGGCAUCCUGUGGGACAGUCUCUGUCUUCUCUGCCUCUUGCUGCAGAGGAGAGUCUUCCUUAGUUUCUACUUCCUGCACGUGACGACAGAGCUACAGGCAUUUGCCAAACAGGCAUCAAGGGGGUUUGAGCUCUUCAGAGCCAGCAUCAUGAAGAACGUUCACUUUCAUCAACAAAUAGAGAAGAAAUCCCUGACACAGCUCAAGAAAUCGAUGCAGAGGAUUCGCGCUAAGCAGCAAAAGUACAAAGAAGGACAGAAAAGCAGUGAGAUUUCUGCUGGAAGCCAGGAAGUUGGUAGUGAUCUCAGCAGUCCAGUUGAGACUCACGGGGAGCAGAAGAAGUCAAAGAAGAAGAACUGGUACCAACCAUGGAUAAACCACGCAGCAGUCAUUCAUUCUGGUGACUACUACCUGUUUGAAUCAGACAGUGAGGAUGAGGAGGAUCUGACCUACGAGGAGAAAAAGCCUCAGACUCAGACUGCAUGCCAGUUAGCUUAUCAGGCAUGGGUGAGCAGCGUGAAGACAGCUCUGAGGGAACGCCAGAGACGCCAGAGACAGUGGAAGGCCAUGAAGGAGAAAGAGAGGAAUAGACAAGAACAAAGAGAGGAGGAUCUUCAUCUGAAGGCCUCUGCAGAUGCUGUUUUUGAGGAGGCUGAUGCUGAAGAGGAGGAGCCUGAGGAGGAGGAAGAGUCUGUGCAUGGAGAGAUGGUUCAGAAGAUCUUGGAUAUCCUGCGCUUCCUGUGGGCUAUUAUCUUAGCCAUGGUGGACGGCCUGACCCAGUGGCUCAAUCUGCUCACUAAACAGUACAGAGACACGUCCACGGUGCUCUGCAACGAGCGCUACUUCAUCAUACACAGGAUCCAGCAGCGUCGACCAGCCGAGUCCAGAGAAGACCUGGUGUCCCAGAACAGUGAGAUCUUCUCUCUGAAUACGUCUCUGGACCAAGAAGAUCCAGAACACGCAUCUGGAAGCAGAGCGGAGACGCCGAGGCGCAGCAGCAAUGGGAAUCUUCUGACUGAAGAAGUCCUGCAGCCGGAGCCAUUAAAGCUGCGACACUCCAGAACCGCCAGUGAGAUCCUGUCUGACAGGGCUUUUUUUAUCGAGGAGUUGGAGCAGAGCAGGGAGUUCUUCAACAACCAGAACCGUUUGCUGAGGCUGCUGAUAGCUGUAUACAACCUGCUGUCAGCCAAUUCAGAGCUGCUCUGCUACCUGAUUAUAGUCCUGAACAACGUGGUCAGCGCCUCCGUCAUAUCACUGGUCCUGCCAAUGCUGGUCUUCCUCUGGGCCAUGCUGUCCGCUCCAAGACCCACUAAGAGGUUCUGGAUGACAGCCAUUGUCUACACAGAGGCCAUGGUGGUGCUGAAAUACAUCUUCCAGUUUGGGUUCUUUCCGUGGAACAGCCUCUACGAGAUGACCCUGAACGAAGACAAGCCCUUCUUCCCGCCCCGCAUCUUCGGCCUAGAGAAAACCGACAGCUACAUCAAAUACGACCUCCUCCAACUGCUGGCUCUGUUCUUCCACCGCUCCCUCCUCAUGCAAUAUGGUCUGUGGGACCACGAGGGCCCCCUGGAGGAGCAGGUUGCCUCUCCAGAAGAUGGACAGAACAUCAGAGCAGGAGAGGAAAAUGGGAGCAGUAAGGGGGAAGCCCAAGAAGCUAAACGAAAGGAUCAGGACAAUCAAGAGCCAGGUACCAGCUUGGCCGCCGCCGCCGCCGUGACGCGCCAUGAUGCUGCCGAAGAUCUGUCUGCGAGGCCGCAGAAUGAACGAGAGAAAGAGCCCAGGAACAACAAUCUGGAUCUGUUGGAUGUGAUGGAGAGAGACGGCAAAGAGCUGCAAGAGGAAGUACCCAAGAAAAACAGCAGCAUCCGCCUCCGCAGAAAAAACAAGAAGGCGAAAAACCAGGACAGCAAAGAGUCUCUGUCAGAGCUGGCAGAGUCCGCCACGGAACCAGAGAAGAAACCCAAAGACAAGAAAAGUGACGCCACACUGAGGUUGAUCGCUGUGGGACACAAGAUCCAACAACUCUUCGUCAGAGGGUUCCAGGGCGUGAAGCAGCCAGCUCAGCGUUUCUUCAGAAGCAUAACCAAGGAUAAAUACCGGGCCUCCACUGAUGUGUACGCCCUGAUGUUCCUCACCGACGUCAUCGAUUUUGUCAUCAUCAUCUUUGGCUUCUGGGCUUUUGGGAAACAUAGCGCUGCAGCGGACAUAGCCUCCUCUCUGUCAGAGGACCAGGUGCCUGAAGCCUUCCUGGUGAUGCUCCUCAUCCAGUUCAGUACCAUGAUCAUCGACAGAGCUCUGUACCUGCGCAAGGCGGUUCUAGGAAAGCUCAUCUUUCAGGUGAUCCUUGUUCUGGGGAUCCACCUGUGGAUGUUCUUCAUCCUGCCUGCUGUCACUGAGAGGUGA